AUACACAUGUAGGGUUGCGCGUCUGGUGAUACUUCAUCGACUUCUUAAAAUCAUAUAUUCUUGCGUCUUCAGUUCAAAAUGGUUCGAUAUUCUAGAAACCAACUUGUGCACUUUAUGCCUCUGAACACAUAAUAAGUGGCAUACAAGUUAAAAAGCUGAAAAUCUCAGGCCUUCAAGACUCGAAGCUCCGUUGAAAAUGCAUAGUUUAUUUAUCUGUUCGUUAAGGAGUGUUAAAUACUACGCACACAAAUCCCAAACUGCGGAAAAGUAGGUGUACUAGCUUGUAAAGUCAUGCGGUUUGCUCGUGGAGUUUGUCGGUACACUCCGUUGAAAAGUAUGAAUCAGGUGGAGGGAGGCGUUUUGUCUAUGUAUCCUUGGUAAUGAUCUCCAACCGAGCCUAUUUGUCCGUUCGUCUGUCGGGAUUUAACAAACUAAUCCGCUCAAUUUGGUUUUAAAUCAUUGCGGCGAUCAAAAACCGCUUCUUAAGAAUAAUUCAGUUUUUAAAUAAUAGUAAAUUCAUCUCUACAAUAAUUAAGAAGCAGUGGUGGUCACGCCCAUAUCGUUGAUGCUUUUUUUAAGCGGAUAACCUUAUGCGGCACCAUGAACUUUGUAUUGGCAAGUGCUACAGAGUCCAUAUGCCCCUUCUACAGUACAUAUUCAAAUUUAUUGCGAUCAGGGAACCCUAUCUUCCAUAAGUCUCGUUUUCUUGUAUCAAGCUUAUAUUACCCAUUGCUCUGUGUGUUUUUUCUAUUCUCCAAUGCUGCGGUUCCUUCGAAAUUUUAAGUAUUAUGCCUGGCGGGAGGUGCGUCGUGGUUGUUCCGCAGUGGCCCCAUCGGAUCGGAGUGAUGUGCAUCUGGUGCUGCCAACGGUCUGGCCCUCCGAGCUUACCAAGAGGAUCCGCCCGCUCCCAGUGCCCGACCUGAUCGAGAAGUUCUCCUGCGAUGCCCCUGGCGGCCAGUUCGCCACAAUAUCCGAGUACCUGCGCUGCGAUCCACGCCCCGACGCCGUUCUCCUGCCGGAUGAAAUUGAUCUACACCGAAAAAUGUCCCUGGACGACCUUAAUUCUUAUAUGCACGCGAAGGACGCAUUCAAAGAGCCGCAGAGAAAAAACCGCAUAUUUUCGCACGUUCUUGUGGUGGCCGGAGCUGACUCAGCUCGGAGUUACCCCUUUCGGCAGAGGCCCGACUUCCUCUAUCUUUGCGACUGCUUGAGACCAGGGGCAGCAUUGGUUCUCACCCGCAGCCGAAAGCGAAGGACUGGCGCGUUGCUGUUUCUUUCCCAGGAUGUGGACUCACAGCUGUCCACCAUCUAUAGCCAUAUGCACUACGUGGACGACGUUCUGCCCCUCGCAAUGCUUAAGAAAAGUUUACUCUGGCUGUUGAGGGAUCUCUCGCCCGAGCUGUGGCACUUCUACGAGCCAUCGAGUCCUGUCAGCUGUAUAGUGCAAGAGGUGGCUCAUGAAGCCAUGAUUCCCAUGGGCAACCCCCGAUACAUCCUCCAGUACACACGCACCGUCAAGACCCCGCGGGAGCUGAGAGCCGUGCGUCGGGCCAACGCCAGCGCUGCGGACUCCAUGGCGGAGGUAAUCGCACAGCAUUAUCAGAUUCCUCAGGAGCUGGCCGCUUCAUUUGACUACAAGUGCCAUAUGCGGCACGCCCGUCCCGACGUGACAAAAAUUUCGUGCGGAUUGGAUGGCAAUGGGCUGUGGCAGAUGGACGCUGGAUGUCAGUACGGUGGCUACGAGGGGGGACUGGCCAGAUGCUGGCCCAGCUCGGGGCGAUUCACGCCGCCCCAGAAAAUGAUUUACGGUGCGCUGUUGGACAUGCGUCGGGAUCUGUGCUCGUUGAUACAGUACGCAGGAAGUGAGGGUGCCGUCCGCACACCUCUGGAACUGCACGCCGCCUAUUUAAUCCUUCUGGCUCGGCACCUUAGGGAGCUCCGCGUGUUGCCCAAGGGUGUCGGCAGUGCGGCCGAGACAGUGGAGAUGGCCCGCAGGUUCAACUGCUCCCCAGUCGUCGUCUCGCACGUGGGUCUGGGAAAGCGAGACACCAGUCGCAGACUCCUUGACUAUCCCUUCGCUCCCGGAAACGUGGUUUCGCUGCGGCUGUCAAUCUCUAUUCCCGAUGACUGCUGCCAGGCCUAUCCCGAGUUCCGGGGCAUUCUUUGUCAGCUUGGCGACACCCUGCUCAUCCGGGAUGAUUACUCCGUGGAACUUCUUACCGCCGCCUGCCCCAGCGAGACCCAGGACAUUGAAGUCUGUCUACCUGCAAGCCGAACCAGGUCGCAUCGAGUGCGGAAUGACGGUGAUCAAAGUGGACCUUGUGACACACGACAAUUGCAAAGCCACGGUGGCGACAACUGAGCGAAUACAUUUGCCCAAGGAAUAUCUGAUAAGGGCAGUUAUUCCGCGUAAUCGAUAUCGCGUAACCACGUCGCCGGCUCAUAUAAAUGUGUUGUAUGUUUUGUAUAUACGUACUAUACACUCAUUUGUCAUUAAACCCGUUUGCAAUUAA
This is a messenger RNA of Drosophila sechellia, 2513 nucleotides long. RefSeq names its product xaa-Pro aminopeptidase 3. The record is from RefSeq and is a predicted model, not a curated record. Gene Ontology annotation, cellular component: mitochondrion. Gene Ontology annotation, molecular function: manganese ion binding; metalloaminopeptidase activity. NCBI's taxonomy places the organism in Eukaryota, Metazoa, Arthropoda, Insecta, Diptera, Drosophilidae. Bases 758 to 2362 code for a protein of 534 amino acids. The transcript has a single exon.